CAUGAAUAUCGCGCCAAACAGUCAAAUACUCUGCAAGGAAAAUAUCAUGGCUAUCCGCAAUUGCCUCAAACACCUGCUGUCGCGAGCUUAGGUCCAGUGGUACCCCUACAAGACUGCUUGACUUAGGGACAUCACGUUCCAUGAAUCCUCGACUUAUUCUCACGUCAGCUACGCAGCUACGAGUUCGGCUGAGAAAAUAGGCGGAUUGGAGUAUGCCGCUUUGAGUUACUGCUGGGGACCUUUAGAUGAAGCUGCAUUGAACUUGAAAACCGAGAAGAGCACUUUGGAUGCCACAUGAAGAGUAUUAGUAUGGGAAAACUUCCACGGGCCUUACAAGAUGCCGUAAAAGUUUGCAGAGAGCUUUCUAUUCGCUAUCUCUGGGCCGACACGCUCUGCAUCAUCCAAGAUGACGAAGACGACUGGCAAAAGGAAGCAAGCAACAUGGGAGAGAUCUAUAGUAACGCCACUGUCACACUAUGCGCCCUAGCAUCCACAUCUUGCAAUCAAUCGUUUCUUGAACGGCGCGUGUUUCAAUCAUGGUUCACUUUCGUGUUUACCACAAUUGAUCCGCGCGAUUCACCUUCGCACCUUACUCAUAUCGGGAUCGACAUGCAGUUGUCGAAGUGGAACGAAAGAGCAUGGACGUAUCAGGAAUAUAUGUUGUCACGAAGAAUGAUCUGUUUU
This is a messenger RNA of Mytilinidion resinicola, 684 nucleotides long. RefSeq names its product heterokaryon incompatibility. The transcript is spliced from 2 exons. The record is from RefSeq and is a predicted model, not a curated record. NCBI's taxonomy places the organism in Eukaryota, Fungi, Ascomycota, Dothideomycetes, Mytilinidiales, Mytilinidiaceae. The annotation marks the transcript as partial.